CAAAAGCACAACAACAACAAGUGAUUUUUGGUGGUUUUAGUUUCGAUGGCGAUUCUUUGCCCGAUUAUAGUGAAUUUGACAGUGAAUCUGUGACAUUGGACUACCACAAAGAAAGUGUGCUGUGAUUUGACCAGUGUGUGAUUUUUAUAACACUUAUAUAUUUUUUAUAAAUAACUAAUAAUUAAGGAGUAAAUUUUGUAUAUUUUUAUAUUAACUCUUUUUACAUAUCAAUGAAAAUUAAUAAUUAGUAAAGAGAAUGAAUUUUAUAUAACACAAGUGAAGUCUGAAUAGUUAUAAGAAAGUGAAGUGUGAUGAAAAUAAAUGUAUUAACUCUUAUAUUUUUAUAAAUUUAUUAACAAACAAAACAAUAUAACAAGUGCUUUCUGCAUGCCGUCCAGCUGAUUUUUUUACCACAUGAGGAUAAGGAGUUGUAGCUGUUAAGAGUUCAAGAAGACCUUCAGAAUCAAAAAUGGCACCGACAACGACAAUAGAAACUGUCACAAUCACACGACCACUAAAGGUGAUAGCAUUAAUAUGUGGAGGCAUCGUCCUAGUGUUGAUGGUCAUGUCUUUGGCCUCAACGGAUUGGCUGAUGUCGGAGGGAUGGCGGCAAGGCCUGUUUGUCCACUGCAUAGAAGCAGGAGCGACAACGCCCUUACCCUUCAAUGUCCCAGAUGACGACGGACCUGGUUGUUAUCCUGCCAGGGAUGUCGCUUACAUUCAAGCAUCUGCUGCUCUAUGUGUAGUAACAUUACUGGCAGAUGCCGUUGGAACACUUCUGACUGGCCUAGGUCUGAGAUCAGAUGACCAUAGAGCAAAAUAUAAAUAUUACCGUGUAGCUGUCCUGGUCAUGCUACUUGCAUUGAUUUCCAUUUUAAUCGCGCUGAUAAUAUACCCAGUAUGCUUUGCCGCCGAACUCAACUUCGGUAACCGCACCGUUUGGGAGUUCGGCUGGGCUUACGGUGUAGGCUGGGGAGCAGCCAUCUUCUUAUUCGGAGCAGUAAUCCUGCUGUCCUGCGACAAAGAGAGCGAAGAGAUCUAUUACAAGGAGCGAAAGAUCGUCCAGCAUGCAAACAAUGUCGGCAACAACACAAACGCGAACAACACGAGCAGUGGCGGCGUUUAGGUAAGCGCGCACGUCCCGCAACUCCGCAACAACACUAACAACAACAUCAACGCUACUAGUAGAAUCGUAUUGCCGGAUGUCGUACUAUGAUUCGUGUGCAGGAGCGUUGGGAAAUGGACGAAAUGAAAGUUUUCUUAUUGAUUCUUCGAUCUGGACAACAUUAUACGGAAGUUAUGUUGAUCCAACCAGACCUUCUUUAUUGAAUUUCUUUCUAUUCACUUUUAUUUAUUGUCUCUUCUAAAUUGGAAGGUUAUGGGCCCACGAUUUGUAUUCUUAAGGUGCUAGGCUGUGCAAUGAUUUCUAUAUAGCUAUGUAGCUAAGAUGUAAGUGCAUUUAUUAAUAAACAAAUUAAUUUACGCAUUUUUUGCUACGCAGUCAACAAUGAUAUUGAAGGGCUUAUAAAUUUUCAUUCGAUUAGAACUUAUAUUCUUAUUUGAAUAGAGAUUAUAUUCUUUUUGGAAUAUAGUUUGUAUUAUUUGUGGAACAGAUACGGUAUUCUUCUGGAAUAGAGCUUAUAUUCUUAUUUGAAUAUAGAUUAUAUUCUUUCUGAAAUAGAGAUUACAUUCUUCUUGGAAUAGAGUUUAGAUUCUUAUUUGAUUAUAGCUUAUAUUCUUGUUCGAGAAGAGCUUACAUCAGCGGUUUCCAACCUUUUCUUCCUUGCGCCCCCCUUUCGAAUUAAAAAAAUUUAAAUAUACUUAACAUAACUAAAAUUAUGCCAUAUAAUACAUAGUAUUAUAAAAAAUAUACAAACAUAACUAUUUAUUAUAAGAAUUUUCUGUUUCACA
This is a messenger RNA of Ctenocephalides felis (cat flea), 1911 nucleotides long. Its product is annotated as transmembrane protein 47-like. Lineage: Eukaryota; Metazoa; Arthropoda; Insecta; Siphonaptera; Pulicidae. The transcript is spliced from 7 exons. The record is from RefSeq and is a predicted model, not a curated record. Gene Ontology annotation, cellular component: cell-cell junction; membrane. Bases 470 to 1126 code for a protein of 218 amino acids. Gene Ontology annotation, biological process: cell-cell adhesion.